AUGGAGGGUCAGCCAUCCUGCUGUGCUGUGUGUCAGGACGUCCUGAAGGAUCCAGUCUCUACCAGCUGUGGACACUGGUUCUGCAGAAAGUGUAUAACCUCAUACUGGGACCAGUCUGGUUCACCAGGAGACUCCUCCUGUCCCCAGUGUGGAGAAAGAUCCAGGAGAGGACAUGGACUGGAGACGGCCGAUCAGACCAGUGCUGAACAAAUGAGAGGUGGUCUUCAGGAGGUUUUAGAUGAACACAAGAUCAGUCUGAGGAGGAGAUGUGAACGUGUGACUGAAGGAACUGAUGAAGCAGGAAGUAGAACUCUCCUCAACAGGAUCUACACUGAGCUCUACAUCACAGAGGGACAGAGUGAAGAGGUCAACAGCCAACAUGAGGUCAGACAGCUUGAGACAGCUUCCAAGAAGAUCAUCCAUGAAACACCAAUCAAGUACUAUGAGAUCUUUAAAGCCCUCCCUGACCAACAGAAACCCAUCAGAGUGGUUCUGACUAACGGUGUCGCUGGUGUUGGGAAAACCUUCACGGUGCAGAAGUUCACUCUGGACUGGGCAGAGGGCUUGGAAAACCAGGACAUCAGUCUGCUGAUUCUGCUUUCAUUCAGAGAGCUGAACUUGAUCAGAGAUGAGCGCUACAGUCUUCUGGAGCUGCUCCAUGUUUUCCAUCCAACAUUACAGAAGGUCAGAGCAGAGACGCUGGCUGUCUGUAAACUUUUGUUCAUCUUUGACGGCCUGGAUGAAAGCAGACUGUUGUUGGAUUUCAGCAUCAGUGAGGUUGUUUCUGAUGUCACACAGAAGUCAUCAGUUAAUGUGCUGUUAAUAAACCUCAUCAAGGGGAAUCUGCUUCCCUCAGCUCUCAUCUGGAUAACUUCUCGACCUGCAGCAGCCAAUCAGAUCCCUCCUUCAUGUGUGGACAGGCUGACAGAAGUCCGAGGCUUCACUGACCCCCAGAAGGAGGAGUACUUCAGGAGGAGGUUCAGUGAUGAAGAUCUGUCCAGCACAAUCAUCUCCCACAUCAAGACAUCCAGGAGCCUCCACAUCAUGUGUCUGAUCCCAGUCUUCUGCUGGAUCACUGCUACAGUUCUGGAGAACAUGAUGAGCACGCAGCAGAGAGGAGAGCUGCCCAAGACCCUGACUGACAUGUACUCACACUUCCUGUUGGUUCAGACAAAGAGGAAGAGGCAGAAGUAUGAUGGGGGACAUGAGACCAGUCCACAGGAGCUGAUGGAGGCUGAAAGAGAAGUUCUUCUGAAGCUGGGGAGGCUGGCGUUUUAACAUCUGGAGGACGGAAACAUCAUGUUCUACGAAGAAGACCUGGAGCGCUGUGGUCUGGGUGUCACAGAGGCCUCGGUGUUCUCAGGAGUUUGCACAGAGAUCUUCAAAAGAGAGAGUGUGAUCUUCCAGAAAACAGUUUACUGCUUUGUUCAUCUGAGUGUUCAGGAGUUUCUGGCUGCAGUCUACAUGCUCCACUGUUUCACCAACAGGAACACAACAGUGCUGCAGGAUUUCCUGGAGGUAGAUUUGGUAGAUUUCCUGUGUAGAGCCAUGAAAAAAUCUCUUCAAAGUAAAAAUGGCCACCUGGACCUGUUUGUUCGUUUCCUUCAUGGACUGUGUCUGGAGUCAAACCAGAGACUGUUAGGAGGUCUGCUGGGUCAGAUAGACAACAGUCCAGCAACAAUCCAACGAAUCAUCAACAACCUGAAGCAGAUGAACAGUUUUAAUAACUCUCCUGACAGAAGCAUCAACAUCUUCCACUGUCUGAUGGAGAUGAAUGAUCUCUCAGUAUAUCAGGGGAUCCAAGAGUUCCUGAAGUCAGGGAACAGAUCAGAGCAGAGACUCUCUGAGAUCCAGUGCUCUGCUCUGGCCUACAUGCUGCAGAUGUCAGAGGAGGUUCUGGAUGAGUUGGACCUGGAGAAGUACAGAACAACAGAGGAGGGAAUGCGGAGGCUGAUUCCAGCUGUGAGGAACUGCAGGAAGGCUAGAUUGAGUGAAUGCAGUUUGUCAGAGAUCAGCUGCUCUUCUCUGGCCUCAGCUCUGAAGACUCACCCCUCACAUCUGAGAGAGCUGGACCUGAGUGAGAACUACGAGCUCCAGGAUUCAGGAGUGAAGAUUCUGUGUGAUUACCUGCAGAGUCCAAACUGCAAACUGGAGAUUCUGAGAUUGAGAAAAUGCAGUUUGUCAGAGAUCAGCUGUUCUUCUCUGACCUCAGCUCUGAAGACUCACCCCUCACAUUUGAGAGAGCUGGACCUGAGCUACAACAAGCUCCAGGAUUCAGGAGUGAAGUUUCUGUGUGAUUACCUGCAGAGUCCAAACUGCAAACUGGAGAUUCUGAGAUUGUGGAGUUGCAGUUUGUCAGAGAUCAGCUGUUCUUCUCUGGCCUCAGCUCUUAAGUCUGUCCCCUCACAUCUGAGAGAGCUGGACCUGAGUGAGAACACGCUCCAGGAUUCAGGAGUGGAGUUUCUGUGUGAUUACCUGCAGAGUCCAAACUGCAAACUGGAGACUCUGAGAUUGAGUAUAUGCAGUUUGUCAGAGAUCAGCUGUGCUUCUUUGGCCUCAGCUCUGAAGUCUAACCCCUCACAUCUGAGAGAGCUGGACCUGUGCUACAACAAGCUCCAGGAUUCAGGAGUGAAGCUCCUGAGUGACCUUUUAGAGAGUCCACACUACAGACUUGAUAGUUUUGGGUAUGAUGACGUGAUCACAGCUGAUGAUGAGAAAAAAUGUGCAAAACGGGAAGCUCUGCCAGAUGUUGUUCAAGCAGAGGGCAGGCUCCCUAUAGGGGACAGAGUUCCAGCGGAGGACAGGCUCCCUAUAGGGGACAGGGUUCCAGCGGAGGACAGGGUCUCUGCAGAUGUGAGGCUUCUUUCAGUUAGGGCAGAGUUCAUCAGAAGAGUGACAGAUCCUGGUCUGAACCAGCUCAUAGACAGACUCCUGCAGCACGGUGUUAUAACUGAUGAAGAGAUGCAGUCCUUCCACACCAAAGCCAGAGCAGACAAAGCUCGGGAUGUGAUUGAUUCAGUGCGAGGAAAAGGAGCUGAAGCCAGCUCAGUCCUGAUCGCCUCUCUUUCUGAGGUGGAUCCAUGGCUUUACAGAGCGCUGAACUUAACAUGAAAACAAACAGAGAUCUGAGGGGUGUGAUGAUGUUAAAAGCUGGCUGCUUUACAAUUAACCCUUUCAAUGUUGGAACCUUGAAAUGAGAUGGAUAAUAUGAGGAUGAAAUACUUCCUCCAUUGCAGAGCGCUGAAUUAUUUGGCCAAGGGGCAACAUAAAGAUUUCACUUGGGCCUAAAACUGAACUUUGUGGUAAACCACAGGUAAUAGUAGAGGUAGAGGACUGAUGACCUAUGGUGACCACAAAGGUUCACUCUAAAGAUGAGAAUAAAACCAGAUAAAUGUAGUGUCCCUGAUGCCCACCCAGUUUCUAAGAGGUUCAACAAAACCAGCAGGAACAACGGUAUCAAAGGCUGCACUGAGAUCUCAAAGAAUUAAAACCUUCCCCUCCCUUCUAUCUGCAGCUAAAAACAAAUCAUUGGUCACCUUGAGGAGGGCCGUCUCAGCGCUGUGACCAGCUCUAUGAGCAGACUGGAAUUUCUCAGAGGUUGUGAUUAGACAGAAGAGAUUAAAGCUGUGCUAAAACCACCUUUUCUUCAGCUCUGGAUACAAAUGACAGUUUUAAAAUUGAUUAAAAAUGUUUAAAACCAGAGAGGUUAGUUUUCUUUAAAAGAGGUUGGACCACAGCGUGUUAACAGAGGGAAUUUCUCCUUAAGUCAACGAAUUGUUGAUUAUUAAUCAAAUACAGGGACCCACAGUUUGCCCAUUGUCGGUCUCUUGCAGACUCAAACCUGUUGGCUCCAUUGGUGUGAAUAUGUGCUUCAGCUCCAAGACUUUCAGUGGGGGGUCAGCGAUAACUGGUAUGAGCGAAUGUUAAAACCAGUAAAGGAUUGUAGCUACUCUUGGUGGAAAGGAAAGCCCUCUCCUAACAGAAGCCAACAGGCACCACACAAAAACAAGAAAGUUUCUGGUCCAAAGAUGUACAAGUCUGUGUGAUCCUGACUGGUAUUAAAAAAAAAAACAGAUGCUAUGGUCCGAGGUGACCUACAAAAUUGACCCCAGAGA
This is a messenger RNA of Cheilinus undulatus (humphead wrasse), 4115 nucleotides long. RefSeq names its product protein NLRC3-like. The record is from RefSeq and is a predicted model, not a curated record. NCBI's taxonomy places the organism in Eukaryota, Metazoa, Chordata, Actinopteri, Labriformes, Labridae. Gene Ontology annotation, biological process: regulation of apoptotic process. The transcript is spliced from 8 exons. Gene Ontology annotation, molecular function: protein binding.